UGUUACUGUGAACAAAAUCGCAUCCAACAAAAUCCAAAUAAAUAAAGAGGAAAAAAAUAUCGACAUUGGCGGCUUCUUGAGUUGAGUUGCAUCUGAACAGAACACUUCCCAUGGCGGCUUUGUCUUCGAGCUGUAGCACAUCCCUUCCCAAAAUUUCCUCCCAUCGAUUCAAUUUCUAUCCACACCACCUAAAUUUACCUCCUUGGCCCCCAAAAUCAAUGCCAAACAAUCCCUUAUCACUCUCAACAACUUGCAAACGCCGCAACGUGUUCAGCGAAGAAUUCAACGGAAGCGUGGCAGAAGAGGAGAGUUUCAGCUCCAUGGACGACAAGCAAUUCGUGCGUUGGUUCCGCGAGACGUGGCCUUACUUGUGGGCCCACCGUGGCGCUACCUUCGUUGUCAUUAUUUCCGGUGAAAUUGUCACUAGUCCCUUAUUGGAUCCCAUUCUCAAGGAUAUAGCCUUCCUUCAUCACCUGGGAAUCCGGUUUGUUCUUGUUCCGGGGACCCAUGUGCAAAUUGACAAUCUUUUGCGUGAGAGAGGGAGACAGCCUAAGUAUGUUGGUCCAUAUAGGAUAACUGAUGAUGAGUCUCUAGCAGCUGCAAUGGAAGCAGCUGGGAGAAUAAGAUUGAUGAUUGAAGCAAAGCUUUCUCCUGGACCCUCCAUUUACAAUAUUCGUCGACAUGGUGACAAUAGCCGUUUGCAUGAAGUUGGUGUCAGUGUUGCAAGUGGGAACUUUCUUGCAGCCAAGAGAAGAGGGGUUGUCAAAGGAAUUGAUUUUGGGUCAACUGGGGAGGUUAAAAAAGUAGAUAUUUCUCGCAUGCGUGAGAGGCUUGAUGGCAACUGUAUUGUUAUUUUAAGCAACUUGGGCUACUCCAGCUCUGGAGAAGUAUUAAAUUGCAAUGCCUAUGAAGUUGCGACAGCUUGUGCCUUGGCUGUACGAGCUGACAAGCUUAUAUGCAUUACAGAUGGUCCAAUACUGGAUGAAAGUGGACACCUUAUUCGUUUCUUGCCUCUUCAAGAGGCAGACAUGCUAAUUCGUAAACAGGUUGAGGAAAGUGAAACAGCUGCUAACUAUGUGAAAGCUGUUGCUGAAGAAAGUUUCAAGUCUCUUAAAAAUUUUAAUGGGGCAGUCCAUUCUCCACGGAACGGAAAACCAUUUUCAGAAUAUCAUAAUUCAACCUUUCAUAAUGGUGUUGGUUUUGACAAUGGGAAUGGCCUAUCUGGGAAGCAUGGUUUUGCUAUUGGAGGUCAAGAGUCACUAAGUCGAACGAAUGGUUACCUGUCAGAACUGGCUGCUGCAGCCUUCGUUUGUAGAGGUGGUGUUCAAAGAGUUCAUUUGUUGGAUGGCACUAUUAGUGGAGUUCUGUUGUUGGAACUGUUCAAGAGAGAUGGGAUGGGAACAAUGGUGGCUAGUGACCUUUAUGAAGGCACCCGGAUGGCUCAAGUAACAGAUUUUUCUGGAAUAAAACAACUUAUCCAGCCUUUGGAGGAAUCUGGUAUAUUAGUUAAGCGGACUGAUGAAGAGCUGCUUCAAUCAUUAGGCUCCUUCAUUGUUGUUGAGAGAGAAGGACAGAUAAUUGCUUGCGCUGCACUUUUUCCUUUCUUUGAGGAGAAGUGUGGAGAGGUUGCUGCAAUUGCAGUAUCUCCUGAUUGUAGAGGCCAAGGACAGGGAGACAAAUUACUUGAUUAUAUAGAGAAGAAGGCAUCAUCUAUAGGAUUUGAAAUGCUUUUCUUGCUCACAACUCGGACAGCAGAUUGGUUUGUAAGGCGUGGAUUUUCAGAAUGUUCAAUUGAUUAUAUACCUGAGAAGAAAAGGAAAACGAUUAAUCUAUCCCGCAAGUCCAAGUAUUACAUGAAGAAGCUUCUACCUAAUAAGAGUGGAAUAACUGUUAGUAGCAGAUUUACAUCCUCUUAGCGCAUCUUUUUUCCACCGGGGAAAGGUUGGUUGGAUCAAGUUGUUUGGCACUUUCUUAGAGUGUAGGUAAUAAUCUCCUAAUUAUAUGGUUGCUAGAAAAUCAAUAGCUAUUAUUUCAUUUCCAGAUUUUGAGUUUUUUUUUUCUCUCUCACCCCAAAUCAAUCAAUGUAUGUUGGUUUGAUAGUUGUUACACAUACAUGGACUCAUAGUUCUUUUGUAGCUUCUUUACAUUAAGAUAAAGAAAUUAACACAAGUGACUAGUGAGGAGAGUGAAUUACAUAAAGCAGGAUGCACAAUCUUCAAUACUUAGGGAUUUUUUUACUUAAAGGGCUCUUGGAACUUUAUAAAUUACAGAGACUUAAGCUUCCAUGGCACUUAAAUAGGAAAUCUGAUUUUCUUUAUUGAAAGGGUUUUAGUGAGCAUAUUUGUUGUAUAUCAGCCUAUCAGGAUUUAGUAUUAUAGCAGUCUGGUGGUAUCAACCACAAGCAAGCACACAAGUUAUGGUUGUAUAAACUAUAUUAUUGACAUUUGAUAGUCAGCAGAGCACAAUCAUCAUCACCACCAUCAUUUUGAAACAAAGGAGAGUUUACAAUGAUUUAAAUGAGAUUCGUGUUCUAUUUCCAUUAGUUUAA
Glycine soja is the source of this 2548-nucleotide messenger RNA. Its product is annotated as probable amino-acid acetyltransferase NAGS1, chloroplastic. Gene Ontology annotation, cellular component: cytoplasm. The transcript has 10 exons. The record is from RefSeq and is a predicted model, not a curated record. Lineage: Eukaryota; Viridiplantae; Streptophyta; Magnoliopsida; Fabales; Fabaceae. The coding region runs from base 111 to 1916 and encodes 601 amino acids. Gene Ontology annotation, biological process: L-arginine biosynthetic process. Gene Ontology annotation, molecular function: L-glutamate N-acetyltransferase activity, acting on acetyl-CoA as donor.